Messenger RNA from Parnassius mnemosyne (clouded apollo), 381 nucleotides. NCBI's taxonomy places the organism in Eukaryota, Metazoa, Arthropoda, Insecta, Lepidoptera, Papilionidae. The record is from the annotation of a GenBank genome assembly.
AUGACCUUGAAUUUGGGAAGAAAAGACGGCGGCCCGGGAUAUGUCGGCAUUCAAUUUUGCCAAGAAUGUAACAAUAUGCUUUACCCGCGCGAAGACAAAAACAACAAAGUACUGCUGUACGCAUGCAGAAAUUGUGACUAUAAACAGUUAGCAGAUUCUAAUUGCGUCUAUGUUAACAAAAUUAUGCACGAAGUCGAUGAAUUGACCCAUAUAAAUCCAGACGUGGUUAGUGACCCUACUUUACCGCGCACUAAGGAUCAUAUGUGUCCGAAAUGCAAUCACAGAGAAGCAGUUUUCUUCCAAGGACAGACAAGGCGCGCCGAAGAGGAAAUGCGGCUAUAUUAUGUGUGUACAAGUUGUAAACAUAGGUGGACUGAGUAA